CCUCGCCUCCGCAGCCAUGAGGGUCCCCGCAGCCCCGGGCCUCCUCCUCCUCCUCCUGGCGCUCCUGCCGCUGCCCUGCACGAGGGCCGCCCCGCUGGAAGGGAAGGGUCCGCUGGUCGUCCACUUCCCCGGGGACGCGGUCAGCGGCUUGACGGACCGGGAGCUUGCCCUCCGCUACCUCCAGCGUUACGGGUACUUGACGGGGACCAACCCCGGGGGACAGGUGAAGCUGGAGACCCCCCUCAAGGCCAUGCAGAAGCGGCUGGGCUUGCCGGAAACAGGGCAGCUGGACGCCUCCACCCGCGCGGCCAUGCGGGCGCCCCGCUGCGGAGUGCCGGACGUGGGUGGCUUCCAAACCUUCCAGGGCGACCUCAAGUGGGACCACACAGACCUCACCUACCGGGUGGUCAACUAUUCCCCUGACCUGGACGGCUCCAUCAUCGAAGACGCUUUCGCCAGAGCCUUCCGGGUGUGGAGCCAGGUGACGCCCCUCACCUUCACCCGCCGGCAGGAGGGGGAGGUGGACAUCCUCAUCCAGUUUGGAACCGGAGAGCACGGUGAUGGCUACCCUUUUGAUGGCAAGGACAACCUCCUGGCCCACGCCUUCCCUCCCGGCAAAGACCGGUUCAGCGGGGACGCCCAUUUCGACGACGACGAGCUCUGGACGCUGGGCACGGGCAUCGUGGUGAAGACCUACUUUGGCAACGCCAACGGCUCUUCCUGCCGCUUCCCCUUCACCUUUGAGGGCCGAAGCUAUGCCUCCUGCACCACCGACGGGCGAGAUGACGGGCUGCCCUGGUGCGCCACCACCCCCAACUUUGACCGGGACAAGAAAUACGGCUUCUGCCCCAGCGAACUGCUCUUCACCUACGACGGGAACAGCGACGGACAGAAGUGCGUCUUCCCCUUUGUCUUCGAGGGCAAAUCCUACCAGAGCUGCACCACCGAUGGGCGCACAGACGGCUACCGCUGGUGCGCCACCACCGGCAACUUUGACCGGGACAAGAAAUACGGCUUCUGCCCGAAUAGAGACACGGCGGUGAUUGGAGGGAACUCCCAGGGCGAUCCCUGCUCCUUCCCCUUCAAGUUCCUGGGCCAGACGUACAACAGCUGCACCUCCGAGGGACGCACUGAUGGGAAGCUCUGGUGCGCCACCACCAACGACUACGAUGCAGACAAGAAGUGGGGCCUUUGCCCUGACCAAGGUUACAGCCUCUUCCUGGUGGCGGCACACGAGUUCGGCCACUCGCUGGGCCUGGAGCACUCCAGCGUCCGGGAAGCCCUCAUGUACCCCAUGUACACCUACCUGGCUGACUUCCAGCUGCACUCGGAUGACGUGGCCGGAAUCCAGUAUCUCUAUGGUCGAGGAUCAGGCCCUCAGCCCACGCCGCCCAGCCCGCCUCCCCAGGACCCCACCGAAGCUGGGGACUCCUCCACCGUGGACGACGACGACUCUUCCGUGACCGAGACCCCUGCUGGGGACGGCCGGAGCAGCGCCUGCCGCCUGGGGGGCUUCGACGGGGUGGGUGAGAUCCAGAAGGUGCUGCACUUCUUCAAGGACGGGCAAUACUGGCGCAUGUCGGGCACUGGGGCCGGUCCCCUGGAGGGCCCCCUGCGCAUCCAGAGCACCUGGCCGGCCCUCCCGGACGUGAUUGACGCGGCUUUCCAGGACCCUCUGACCAAGAAGCUCUUCUUCUUCUCAGGCCAGCGCUUCUGGGUGUCCCAGGGGCCACGCCUGGUCGGCCCUCGGAGCCUGGACAAGCUGGGCAUCGGGAGAGACGUGCCCAAGAUUGCGGGGAGCCUGAUACGGAGGCACGGGAGGGUCCUGCUCUUCAGCGGAGAUCAGUUCUGGAGGCUGGAUGUGAAGAAGGAGCGGGUGGACAGGGGGUAUCCGCGCUACCUUGACAGCCUCUUCCCUGGAGUCCCCGUUGAUGCUGACUUGGUCUUCCAGUACAAAGGGCGCUUCCACUUCUGUCGCCACCCCUACUGCUGGCAAAUGAGCCCCCGCUACCAGGUGACCCGGGUGGGGUCCUUCAAGCAGGACGUCCUGAAGUGCCCUGAGCAGUGAGACCCAUCCCACCUGGACCACCCCCCCCCCAGUGCUUCGAAAGGCCUCUGGACACGGAGGCGGCAUCGACGCGCAGCUUUGACCCCUGCCUGGCUGGCCAGCUGAUGGGGCCGCCUCUCUCAUCGGUGGGCCAAAUGCUGCCCUGGCCCCCUCGGGCCCCCUCGGCCUCCGGAAGACCUGCCAGGAGCAGGGAGGGGCUGCAUGGGGGGUGGGGGUGGGAAUCCACUGAUCCACUGAUGGGAAGCUCCG
Pseudonaja textilis is the source of this 2317-nucleotide messenger RNA. It is a transcript of the gene MMP9, whose product is annotated as matrix metallopeptidase 9. Gene Ontology annotation, molecular function: zinc ion binding; metalloendopeptidase activity. Gene Ontology annotation, biological process: extracellular matrix organization; proteolysis; collagen catabolic process. NCBI's taxonomy places the organism in Eukaryota, Metazoa, Chordata, Lepidosauria, Squamata, Elapidae. The record is from RefSeq and is a predicted model, not a curated record. Gene Ontology annotation, cellular component: extracellular matrix.